AUGUUCAAUCGCAGUCCGAAAUUUCUUGCACCUGGUCGGUACACGUUCCUUUCUCCAUUUAAUCAUUUGAUUCGUGUGGUCAGUAUCACGGAUAAACUUAUUACAUUAGGCAACAUUCAAAUUGUGACAGUUAAUCAGGGUGAGCUUGGCUUAAGUCUUCGAAAUGGUGAGAGCAUCUUGCUCGAUCCCGGUCGUUACAUUUUGACAGCACCGCAUGUCUUCGACAAGAGUACUCCAGCCAAUGCUCAGUACAUCGAACUGGGAACGUAUCGGCGGAUCACUGUGCCUGUUGGAUUCGUUGCCGUGGCAUUUGAUAUCGGCAAGCAGAUUAUCAUUCGCCCCGAAGACACCGAAUCAGGCCCAUUCGAAACGAAUUCACCCACAUUUCUUUUCGAUAAGAAAACAGGUUUUCAAUCGGUACAACUGCAAGUCAGAGAACUUGAUCAACUCGUGGUGAACACGCGAGACGGCAUUACGAUCAUAGCUAAAGGUCUUAUCACCUAUCGAAUUCACGAUCCACGAAUAGCAUUCAUGACUGUCCAAGAUAUCCACGGAGCAGUAAAACGAGCAGCUGAAGCGACACUCACUUCGCUGUUUCUCAAUGCAGCGAUCGAUGAGAUAGCUCCACCUGUUCCGGAGAAACCCACGGACAAAAAGCUGAUCACUCUCAAAUCGUCGAGCGAAGAGAUGAAUUUCAAUCAGCAUAUUCGUGAUGCGUUUCUUCAUGAUUUUUCGCACAAAGUGAGUCAGUGGGGCGUCGAACUACAAGAUUUGAACAUUGAAAAGCUUGAAUUCGAUAACAGUGUUAAAGAUUUACUACGAAAGCGUGCACAAGCUCGUGUUGAAACAGCGACCAGUCUGGCGAAUAUGCGUUCUCAAACAGAUAUUGCUAUGCAACAGGCUGAUCGUGAGAAGCAACAAGCACAAAUCCGGGCAGAAGCUGAAGCAUACGUUGUACGCACAAAGGCUGAUGCUGAUUUCUAUGCAGCCGAACGGCAUGCACAGGCAGCUAAAAUCUUACAAGAAGUGCCACUGUCAGCUCAGCUUGAACUUAAACGGCUUGACGUCGAGAUGAUAAGAGCGACUGGCGAUCGAACAACAUUCAUGCCCAUGAACCUUCAUAUAGGAGAUAUCGGAAUGGUUGACAAACAAAAUAGCAAAAUGUACUGGGCAUCAGCUACUGGUGCUAACACAUAG
Molecule: messenger RNA, 1197 nt
Organism: Didymodactylos carnosus
Lineage: Eukaryota; Metazoa; Rotifera; Eurotatoria; Philodinida; Philodinidae
Source: the annotation of a GenBank genome assembly